UUGAAUGCUUUCAACGCCAAUGCAAUGUUUUUCUUCCUCUCGAAUCGAUUUAUCGAUAAAAAUACCACCGAAUCACUUUUCAACUUCAAAUUAUCCCCAUCCGCAUCGAUAACAAUGGUAUUAUCAAAGUAUUUUGUAUUCAGCGAUGGAUAUAGAACGGCUGGCAUAUCGCUGAUACGUUUGAAUGUUUCUUUAAAGACUCGUCGUGUGAAUUUGCUGUUGACUAAAAUGACGUCGGCUUUGCCGGUCGUGAAUUCCUCGGCCCAGUUCAAUGGGAAUCGAUACCAUUUCCGAAUAGCACCACCGUCUUGAGGCGCCAUCAGCAUAUCGGGAAAGUGACAGUAGAAAAGGAUCUUCGGUGAACCAGUAGCAAGUUUCAAAAAUGGAAUGCCAAUCGAUAUUGAGUCGACAAAAAUUACGUCAAAGUUCUCUUCACGUGAUAAAACAAAGGUCGUGUACAGUGUAGCGUACAGCAUUCGAAUGUAAGCACAAAGAGCCGUAAAUUUGUUAAAUAUCGAUCGAGGCAACCAAUCACCAACUGUUUGCACCUUAAGUGUUCCGUCACGAGUUUCCUCAAAACAAUGAGUUGGAUCAUGAUGAUUUACAAGGAACUGAAUCGAAUGACCACUUUUUUGUAGAGCCAAAGCUGCAUCCACUACUAAUCGUUCCGCACCGCCGAUUCCCAGGUCCGGGUGCAUAAAUAAUAUUUUAACCAUGGCGGAGGAAGUUUAAUUCUAGAUGAAAUUGGGAGAAAGAUAAGAAAAAAUUGAAUAGGUUUGGACAAACAUUCAUGUGUUCUGAUGAAAAAUUAGAAUUUACGAUUAAUUUUUUCAACUUUUUUCGUUUUGAAAAAGUACACUGUUUCAAUUUGUUCAAAAAGGAUCUUUUCAUAAGGAAGAAACUCUCCUUUUUCGUAAUAAAAGAAGUUUUUUUCUCGAACGAAAUCAAUACCUUUUAGCUUAAACAAACACAAAAUACGGCUUUGAAUAACGCUGGAAUACAAAAUAAAUAAACCUUGAAUGGGAAAUUUCGAAAAAAUAAACUUGAACUCUUCGUUUCACAUAGAAUGCGUUGCGAGAUAAAGAGAUUUAAUUGAAUUAAUCAAACAUUGCAUCUGAUUGAAUCAGAAAAAGAGACACAUUGCAGACGUAUUUUCAUUAAAUGCCGCAAUUGACACAUCAGUAACAAAGCAAUUGACAUUUCGAUGCAGAUCUACCACAAUUUUUACAGUAGCACACUUCAUUUCUAGCAGUGCCGUCGAGCCCGUGAAGCAGUCCAAGCUGCUAUAAACGAAUUGCUAUGAAUCAUCUUCAGAUGGCUCUGUGUCAUUCGACUAGAAAUUUCACAAUAUUUCGUAAAUAAUCGAAAUGUGUUUCAUAUUUACGUCAGAAAAAUGUUGUCUGAAAUGACCAUUAAAGGAGAAUAUAAUUUUUUUUUAAUAAUUUAUUUAUCAUAGAAAAUGUUACUGAACUUUGCUUCUGAUUUGUAAAUGAUUACCAGAAAAUUAUCAAAAUUCAUAUCAAACCUCUCGAAAUAUAACGUAUUUUCUCGAAAGAAAUGUGACUUCAUAUAUAUUCAUGUGCCCUAGCACUGUCAUAUACACACGUACAGUGAUUUCUCCAUCGGACAUUGUGAAACGAGUUUAUUUCUACGACGCAAUUUGCCUCGUUUAUACGUAAUGCAACCGAACCGAAAAAAAACACGAGCGAAAUUUGUUUACCGAAAUAAGGCAAACAAAGCAGAUGACAGAGACAGCAAAUCUACAACACAACACAGGACUGAAAGAGAACCAGUUUGUUCGGCAAACACUGUUCGCUGUUCUUAUUGGUGUGUAUGUGCGUACGUUAUCCCCACCACAGCAAAAAGAACGGGCCGAAUGUCUGAAAGUAGGCAUUAAGUGAAUGUAACGCUGUUCACAUCGACCAUACUCGUUUUGGCAGAGUCACGUAGCAGCCAUACCAACAAUAAACUUACAAAAUUUUCUACACACAUUUACUUUGUGUUUUAGUUUUGGAUUUUUAUUCAUCUGUUCAGUUCAGUAAUAUACCCAAUAAAACGGCAGCCAUUUUGAAAAUAAAUUCAAUACAAAACCGCAGUUGAGGCAAGAAGCAACAAAAAAUAAAAGAAAAAAGAAAACGAAACGAAAAUAGAAAUCCUGUAAAGUCAGUCAAAAUUGUGAAAAAUUUUCUAAAGUGCAGCCAAAUUUAAUAGCAAAUAAAUCGGCCAAUCACUAUUUUUUCUUUCUUUCUCAGUUGGAACAAAGCGAUUUUAAUUUCGUUCUAUUGAAUUUUUUUUUUUACGUAACUCACACACAAAUACAAUUUAAAUUCAUAUACCAAAAUUUCAUCAAAGUGGUACAAAAUUUUGAAAUUCCAAAUUACAAAAAAGUGAAUAGAGUAUAGUAAAAAAAAAUAAUCAUUUUUAUAAUUACAACAACAAUAUUACAACGUAAAAAAAGGAACGUCCUUUGUUUCUAACACCCAAAACACAAUAUACGCAUUUCAACGGGUUUUUUCGAUCAUCUAAAAGAACUGUGACUCAACGAAUUGAGAUCCCGUCAAUUCGAGAUCAAUAGACUACAACCAAUUGGACCUAAAUUUUUUUUUAAACCAGAAAUCAAACAUUGUGGACACUUUUUUUUCUAAAUAGUGAAAAAAAACUCAUUAUUAUCCAGCGGAAUAUUAAAAGAAAACGAAACACAGUCGUUUGUUUGCCUUAUAUUUAAAAAAAAAAACAAAGUUUAGUACAAUAAAAAAAAGAGGAAAAAGAAGCAGAAAGACCAGAAAUAUCCGACAGAAAAAAAACAACCAUAAGUUUUAGUUCUCUCCGUCUGUGUUACAAAAAUACGAAGAAGAAGAAGAAAAAGUUUGUCGCGCUGAAAAGGCAUAUAUAAACAAGAACGAUACACACAUAAAUAGAUAUAAAGAAAUAUUUCUUUUCCCCGAAAAUAUUCGUUUCGUUUGAGUGUGUCCGAUCUCAAUCAUUCAUCCAAUACAUUUCCGUGUAUGCACCAAAGGCCCCCCUAAGCAAACCUCACAUACAUCUCACACACGCAGCAGCAGCAGCAUUACGCAAAACGCCUUGCAGAGAGACAGAGAAAACAACACACAAUUUUUGUACAUCGCAUCAACUGAACAUACAUUUUCUGAAUAGAAAGUGGAACGACGAUUUGUGCGAGUUAAAAGUAAACGAGAUAGCAACACAUAGAGAACGGCUUGCAGCAGUAACAGCAACCAGAGCAUACAGUCAUACGCAUCUGUAACAGAAGCGCUCUCCCGUUGCAAACCCCGAUAUAUUUUUUUCCGUUGGCAUAUUCACACAGGCAACAGAAAAACCAACACCAAUUCAUCCGGCAUAUACUCAAGUCUCGCACGGCACACAUAUAGACUCGUUCAGAUCUCUUUUGUAUAUUCUUUUUCACAAUAAUUGUUAUUGUAAAAAAAAAUUGUUACGUUUUGGUGUGAUUUAAACAGAAACAAAGAAAAAAAAUUUAACGAAAAAGUCGACGUCAUAGACGUGCAUUCGAUCAAAAAAUUAAUUGCAUCGGUUUUAAUUUAUCGACGGACACACGCGCGUGACACAGUGAGAGCAAACGUUGAACGUGUUAGAGACAGGAUCAUCGACGAUUUAAAGAAGAAAAUAGACGGAGAAUUUUGUAAAAGGGUGUUGCUUAAAUGCAUCAUCUAUGGAAACGAUCCGCAACAAAAUCAACCAAAUUCACACAAUCACCACAAAAAGCCCAGUACAUUCGACACAAUAGCCGACGAGGCAUUCAAAAUACAGUCAAAAAAGAGAUCUGUAGGCAACCUUUUGGCAUAUUUAAUUACAUUCGGACCGAGUGCAGCUGCGGACACACACUAGCACCUACAUUCACCUAUACGCUACCAACACAACAACGAAACAACAACAACUUGCCACACCGGACGCAUCAGUCAUAGUCGAACCUCCAUAGCAAUCGCAUCUACAGAGACAGACAGCGAGAUAGAGAUAGAUAGAAAGAGAGACAAAAGGGAUAACAAAAACAGUGAAGAAAUAAUAAGGAAUCGAAAUUAACACCAAUCAGUCAUAUCAUCUUGUACAGUUGUGAUCCAACUCACACUUUGCCUUCAAUUGUCAUCAACAAAAUACACAGAAAUUUCUGUUUCUUUUUUGUUGCUGUUUUUCGCCACAAGAAAACACACAAACGAUUUACAAAUCAUAUCGACAAGUGCGUGCUUCGAUCAAGUGAUACGACAAUUUUUUUUAGACUCUGAAUUUUCCGUUCGGCUUAACUAGAAGAAAAACAAUUGGAACUUUUCAAUUUCGGUUGUAAACUAGCUAACAAAUCCAGUUUGUCCAAACGCGCCAACUAAAUUACAAUUUUGGUUAAAGACAUCAGUUUUUAAUUUUUUUCGCUCAUCAUUACACGAAAUUUCGUCAAAGUUCAAGAGCUACAAUGACCAAUUCACAGAAUCGAGCUACGCAAAAGGAAGGCCGGAACUCCGAAAGGAAUAAUGCGAGCCCAAAUCACCAGAAAAAUGCGAGCCAAAAUGGUGGCAACAAUGGUCGAAAGGUGACAUUUUUCAACGAUAACAAUAAGGGUAACAACAAUAGCAACCCGAACAAGGGAUACUAUGCACAGAAGCACUCGAGCAGUGCGCCGCAACAGUAUUUCUCGACAUCGCCCAAAGAUAUCGUUACACCGCCGAAUCAUGGGAAAAAUCGCCAAUAUCAACAGCGUAAUCACAAUGGCAGUCCGCAUGGUUUAACGGGUCGCAGUCCACCACGGUCACCAAUAUCGUUUGCAUCACCGGCCGGUGUAUCGACAACUACACCGAAUUUGCAUUUUGCUGGCAGCAAAUAUUUUGAUGCACCAUCACCGAAUGCCCUUCCACAGCCACCCUGUCAUUGGACGUCCACAUCAUCAUCAUCAUCAUCAUCCACAUCCACAUCGCCACCACUAUUAUCCACAUUGCUUCAAACCGUUGAAUCGGCCACAUCCAAACGCCGGUUGUUUCCAAAUGACACCAGUAAUCAAAAGUGUUCGUUGAUGGCUGCUGAAGCGGCUAGCAAAAAUCUUUGCAGUGAUAUUUUUUCGCACAAUUUAAAAUUACUUUUAAAUGUUCAGGCCUGAAUCGGAGCGAAACCACCAUCACCACCACAACAACAAGAACAUGAACACUGGACGACCGUGCAACCAAAACACAAAAUACAACUUCUAUUUUAGAGAAAAAAAAAACAAAACUGACCUGAUUUUAAUCUUUAACGGAACUGGAUUUUUGAAACGAGUUUAAAAUAAGAUGAUAGGAAACAGCAUAAAUGGCAUACAGAUAUGGAUUCAAGGACCUCCUGCAUCUCGAAACCAUAAUUCGACCGACAACAAAUUUUGUGCAGCCACCAACCAAUAACCAUCAGAAUCAGCAAAAGAUGAACAAUAGCCACAAUUUGAUGAUUACAUGCAAAUCAUUUGCCCACCUUCAGCUUCAAAUCGAACCAACAGGAAAUCACAGAAACACAACACAAAGGUACUUCAUAGGCAUAAUUUCAAAACAGUUUUAAAACAAAAACAUACAUUUAAAUCAAAACAACAUCGUUUAGCCCAAAGAUUUUGAGAAUACAGAAAAAAAUCGUAAAAUUACAAGAAUGAACUAAAACAGAGAUAUAGACAGUUAGAUAAAAAAAAAACAAAGCAAAGAUGAAGAGGAUGAAUGAGAAUAAGAAGAAGAAAAAAAGUGAUGAUGAUUUCGAUACAAACUGAACUGAUUAUUUCGUUUUUAUAACGUUAAUUGUAAUUUCUUGCGACGAAUCGAAAUCCAGUUUUUUUCCCCUUUCUUUUCAUGUACAAAAUACAAAACAAACAUAGACAGUUAAUAGAUACAAUUUAAACAUAUUCGCUUAUCACCAUUGUACAAAAGGAAAACAAAUGAAAACCAGUUCGCACACACACACACCAUAUUUAAUUAGAUACCUUCUCUUCUUUUUUGUGUUUUUUCCACUCAUCAAUCAUCAAAUUCUCUCAAUGCACCCCACACACAGAGCAGUUUUACAGUCCACACACAGACAUACUCAUUGCAUGCAAAAUCCUGAUGAAUGAACAUACAGCGGCUUUAGUCACUCACUCACAAUCAAUCAAUUCAUUGAGCAGAGGCUGGAAAAGAAACAGAAAAAAAACCAAAACAAAUUCAUUGGGCAACGAAAAGACGGACGAAGUUCAAUCGACAAUAGCCGUUCAUAUUCAAUCGAUUCAAGCCAAUUUCGUCCACAAUCAAAAUCAAAUCAAACGGCCAUCUUUUCCAUUCAACGUUCUCUUUUAGGCCAGUGGAUCAAAACUGAAGCGGAAAAAAAGAAACAUUUUGAUGAGAAAAAAAAUCUUGAAAAUUGAUACACCUUUUGACCUAGUGAAAUACUUGAAUUGUUCCUUUUGAAAAGCAAUCUUCCAAGUGAAACCGAAUCACUUUUAUUACAUUUACUUGAAAUAACUGAAAAACUGUUUAAAUGUUCAAAAUCGAAAUGUAUCCCUCUAUACGAAAAGAACGGGAAAAUUAUUAAAUUUCUUCUUUUUUUUAGAAAUAUGCCAAAUUCAAUGAUGCAAAUGAGAACAAAACGUUGCUAAAAAAAACGAUGAACAAAUAAAAUUGUUGAAAUUAAAAUAUAAA
Sitodiplosis mosellana (orange wheat blossom midge) is the source of this 6635-nucleotide messenger RNA. RefSeq names its product retinoblastoma-like protein A. Bases 4436 to 5113 code for a protein of 225 amino acids. The record is from RefSeq and is a predicted model, not a curated record. The transcript is spliced from 3 exons. Lineage: Eukaryota; Metazoa; Arthropoda; Insecta; Diptera; Cecidomyiidae.